AAGUGAUCCUCAAGUAGAAUAUAUUUUGGGACACUACAUUUGUAAUAGUCAAAUGAGAAACGUGAAAAAGUGCAUGUAUGAACACUCUUUGGCCGCAAAGUCUCCCACCACACAACCUCGACAUCUAGAAGCGGUUGAAGAAGUGAAUCCACACACGCAUAUACAACGUACUAUAAAUAAGACCGUAGGUUGUCACUCAUUAACAAAGCUCAACUUCUUUUAAUUUCUUUCCUUUUUCUUGAUCACCAUAUACAUAUACGGAGUAUAUUUUUCAAUUAAGAUUCGAAAAUUUGGGUAAUAUGGGCAAGUGUACAAUGAUGUUGUCUCUACUAGCCUUGCUUACAAUCAUGGGAAGACCUCCCAUGGCUAUGGCUGCGGCUAGAAAAGCCAAUAUGGUCACAGUUCUGAGUGUGGACGGGGGAGGAAUAAGGGGGAUAAUUCCAGGUAUCCUUCUGGCGUUUCUGGAGUCCAGGCUUCAGGAAUUGGACGGACCAAACGCAAGAAUCGCGGACUACUUCGAUGUGGUGGCCGGAACGAGCACAGGAGGAUUAGUCACCACCAUGCUUACUGCUCCCAACAAGGAUAAGAGACCCCUCUUUGAAGCAAAGAAUAUCACCUCCUUUUACAAGGAACACGGCCCGAAAAUAUUCUCUACAACCAGCUCGAAUGUAUCAACGGGGCCGAAAUAUGACGGGAAGUACCUGAGAUCAAUGGUUAAAGAUAUGCUGGGAAGCACAAGAAUGAACCAAACAUUAACUUGUUCCAUCAUACCAACAUUUGAUAUCAAGCGCCUUCAGCCCAUUAUUUUCACAACUUCUGAGAUCCGCCACUGCCCGAAGACCCCACACACCGACCCGACAGGGCAUGUGGGAGGAGGUAAAUCACGGUAACUCAGUCAGCGAAGUGGCAGUAGGCUCAUAUACCCAUGCGCGCCAGAGGCCCAACUCAUUUCAGAGGUUGUAACCUCCACACGGUCGCUACGGGAUUCGGACCUUGGUCGCUUGAUCCAAAUUUCCCAUCACUCAACCAACUGAGCUACCCGUGCGAUGCUUUUUUCUAGGGAGUAUAUAUUUUUGGAGUGCUUUCUCUCUAUAGUCUAGGGAGUAUAUAUUUUUGGAACUCAAAUUGUGUUUUCUACAUUUAUUAAACUUAAUACAAAAAAAAUGAUAUGUGCAGGCUAAAGCAAAUCCUACCAAGAAUGCACUACUUUCAGAUGUUUGUAUAAGUACCUCGGCAGCACCGACCUUUUUCCCGCCUUACUAUUUUGAGACUAGAGAUGUUGGUGGUGGUGUGAAUAGCUUCAAUCUCGUUGAUGGAGGAAUUGCUGCUGGUAAUCCGACUAUGAUGGCAAUCACCCAUAUCUCAAAGGAAAUCUUGAAGGAGAAAUUUCAGUUUCAAGACAUGCAGAAAAUUAACACAACGAGACUGCUGGUUUUGUCAUUGGGGACGGGGGGUAGCAAGGAAUGAAGAGAAAUACAAUGCUACCAUGGCCUCCACAUGGGACUCUCUGUCUUGGGUGAUCAACAUCAUGAAUGGUCAAACUCCAUUAAUAGAUAUGUAUGGGGCUGCUAGUGCGGAUAUGGUAGACAUCCAUGUUUCCACCUUGUUUCAGUCCCUCCGCAAUGAGAAAAACUAUCUUAGGAUUCAGGAUGAUAUGCUUACGGGGACAACAUCAUCGUCUGAUGAUGCGUCUGUGAAAAACAUGGGCCUGCUUGAACAGAUUGGCAAUGGUCUCUUGAAGAAGUCAGUUUCGAGGCUGAAUUUGGAUAGUGGAAGAUUUGAAGCGGUUCAAGGAGAAGGCACAAAUGAAGAAGCUCUCACCCGCUUUGCUAAGUUGCUUUCACAUGAGAGGAAGUUUAGAACAAACUGAAAACAUAAACCAAUUUUCCAAAUUGCACAACACAGCUCAUGGUUGUGUCUUUAAUUAGCAUAACAGCUCUUGCUCUCUAUAUUUUGUUUUCUAAGAAUUGAAAAAUGUGUGAAGAAAAAUCAAAGUAUUAAUUGUACUCGGUAUCAAAUAAGUGAUUCAAAUAUUACUCCAAACCAAUUCCCUUUCCAAAUGUAUAUCCUUUUAAUUUACAAAACGGUACUUCGUGCACACGCAAAACUCGUACAUGCUUG
Molecule: messenger RNA, 2121 nt
Organism: Cuscuta europaea
Lineage: Eukaryota; Viridiplantae; Streptophyta; Magnoliopsida; Solanales; Convolvulaceae
Source: the annotation of a GenBank genome assembly